Messenger RNA from Vollenhovia emeryi, 948 nucleotides. It is a transcript of the gene Atg12, whose product is annotated as autophagy protein 12-like. The record is from RefSeq and is a predicted model, not a curated record. Bases 220 to 642 code for a protein of 140 amino acids. Gene Ontology annotation, cellular component: cytoplasm; Atg12-Atg5-Atg16 complex; phagophore assembly site membrane. Lineage: Eukaryota; Metazoa; Arthropoda; Insecta; Hymenoptera; Formicidae. Gene Ontology annotation, biological process: C-terminal protein lipidation; nucleophagy; autophagosome assembly. The transcript has 4 exons.
AAGUCAGGUUGUCCAGUGUCAACGGUGUUGUUGUCCACUGACGAGGUGCCGAAUAUCGUUUUCUCGCAGCUGACUCUUGGAGCGGUUUAUCCCGCGCGACACCGUCAGCCUCUCGAGGUCCACAUGCAUGUCGAGAUUCGCCCAACGAACGUUGCCGUGGAACACGUUAUUGCGACAAAAGCGUGGCGCCAGUAAUCCAGACACGAGACUCGCAGUGCCAUGGCAGGCAAGGAGGAGGUAAGCAGCGCGACGACUGACGCAAAGACCGAAGAGACGCCGGAUAAUUCGACAACGGAGGACGCGCCAGCCAGUCUAGAGACCAUCCCCGAGGGGAACGCGGCGCGAAACGGGCUUCAGGCAGCGCCGAAGGACAAGUCAAAGAUUGAUAUACUGCUGAAGGCAACUGCGAACGCUCCGAUCAUGAAGCAGAAGAAGUGGUCGGUCUCCCAGGACAAUCCCAUUGGGCGGAUCUCCGAAUUCAUAAAGAAGUACCUCAAGCUCGAUCCCAACGAGAGGCUGUUUCUCUACGUCAAUCAGACGUUCGCACCUGCUCCCGAUCAGACGGUCAAGAACUUGUACGACUGCUACGGCGCCGACGGGAAGCUGGUCAUACAUUACUGUAAAAGCCAGGCGUGGGGCUGAGAUUCGUUGAAGUUGGCUCGCCGACGUUGACUUUUCCUGACGAAGCUUAAUACACAAGUUAACACAAAACACAUUGUGAUAAUAGUUUUCUUUAUCUUGUUAUCUAUAGUUAUUCUUUAUUAUUUAUGAUAUAUAACUCCAACUUUAUAUUUACGAUGUAAUUAUGAUACCUGGAUUUUACUCUAUUGCUGUUUCGUAGGCGACUUCUUGCUGGAAUUAUGCGUUCGUAUUAGAGAGGCGCAAAGAGGCUGUCACGAUUUUAUCGUAUGUACUGUAUAUUUUAAUAUAGCAAUAUUGGAAGCUAAA